AUCACAAAUUUUAGUAGGGCCGACUCCGACUACACUCCUGCUUUUAGCAUGUUGAUCUGUUAAUUAGCCUACACGCUUCGUAGUUCUCUCUAUUCCUUUUUCUCGAACUGGAUGAUCAGGUAGAUAGAAAAUGUAUUAAUUUACCCUUAUGGAUCUAUCAAUCUUCCGAUUGGAUCUGACAUUUAACUGUGUAAGUCGAGAUGAUUAUCUUCAAGUUGUUAGGUUCUCAAAUAAAUAUGAAAUCGGCUUGCUUCGAGCUGGACAUUCACAAAGUUAUUCUUCAGACUUUAUAAAUUCGACAUGAUAGAUUUGUAUCAUCCAUAAAAGGUUUGAAUUGUUAACUCAUGAGUAUUGAUGCUAUUCUUGUAUUGUGGGAGCAUUGAAUCAUUUCCUUUCGAUGCAGAGAAUAAAGGGUUUAGAGUCUUUAGAACAAAUCAAUAGUAUUAUAAGUAUCUAUAGCAAUUGAAAAAGGUGCGGCUCUAGUUCAAGAAGUCCUGUAUCCACACAUGCAUGGGGCCUGGCCAUGGCAUGCUUUUCCAGCCUUCUGUAAUCAGUUCAGUCGUACGUUGUCAUAAGUAUUGGAGGGCACGGAAUUCAAUAUCAAAAAGCUCUUUUCCAUCGAAAUGGCAACUGGUGUUGGAAAGGGAAAGAUGGUGACCGUGUUGAGCAUUGAUGGAGGUGGCAUCAGAGGGAUAAUUCCAGGCACCCUCCUCUCCUUUCUUGAAUCUAAGCUUCAGGAAUUGGACGGGCCCAGAGCAAGAAUUGCAGACUAUUUCGACAUAAUUGCGGGAACAAGUACAGGUGGGCUGGUCACCACCAUGCUUUCGGCACCCAACAAGGAAAGCCGUCCCCUCUAUGCUGCAAAGGACAUCAACAACUUCUAUUUAGAGCACUCCCCAAAGAUUUUCCCCCAGAGCCGCCAGAAAAGCCUUGUGAGUUCAAUGACUGGCUUGAUCGGUUCGGUGAUGGGGCCUAAGUAUGACGGGAAGUACCUGAGAUCAUUGACAAACGGGCUACUAGGCAAUCUAACACUCAAACAGACCCUAACAAACGUGAUCAUACCUGCAUUCGACAUCAAGCUCCUUCAGCCAGUUGUCUUUUCUACCAACGAUGCAAAACUGAAUGAUUUGAAGAACGCUAAGCUAGCAGAUAUUUGCAUCAGCACCUCUGCAGCACCCACUUUUCUUCCAGCACAUCACUUUGAGACAAAGAAUGCCGAGGGAAAGACUAGGAGUUUCCAUCUCAUUGAUGGAGGGGUUGCUGCAAAUAAUCCUACUAUGAUGGCCAUAAGCCAGAUAUUGAAAGAAAUAUUAAUGCAACACACCGAGUUAAGUGACAUGAAAGCAAUGGACUGCAGCAACAGAAUGCUAGUUCUAUCAUUGGGCACGGGUGCGGCCAAACACGAAGAGAAGUAUACUGCAGCCAGAGUCUCCAAAUGGGGUUUGCUUAACUGGUUGUAUGACAAUGGUGCCACACCGUUGCUUGAUGUAUAUGGCGAUGCAAGCUCUGAUAUGGUUGAUUUCCACGUGUCCACCCUCUUCCGAUCCCUGGGUCGUAAGAGCAACUACCUUCGUAUUCAGGAUGACAAUUUGAUUGGAGAUGAAUCGGCUCUUGACCUUGCAACCAUGGAGAAUAUGCGAAGACUCGUGGAAAUUGGGAAGGAGCUAUUGAAGAAGCCAGUGUCAAGAGUGAAUUUGGAUACUGGCAGGUUUGAGGAAAUUAAGAACGAGGGUACUAAUGAAGAAGCACUUGUCUACUUUGCCAAGCAGCUUGUCGAGGAAAAGAAACUCAGAGAAAGCAAUGAAACUCCCUAAUCAGGAAUAUCAUUUAAACAGUCUUGGAUUGAUUCAAACCUCCAUUACUGUAUAAUGUCUUGUCCUAGUCUUCCUAUAACAAAAGCUUCAGGGUCAUGGGUUUUUCUUUUCGGAUUAACUGGAAGCAGUAUCCAACAAAAUAGUGAGAUUAAAAAAAAAAUUAUCUCAAACAGUCAACUGAAUAGAAAGUUAUGGUCUUCCAAA
Messenger RNA from Carya illinoinensis, 2018 nucleotides. Its product is annotated as patatin-like protein 2. Gene Ontology annotation, biological process: lipid metabolic process. The record is from RefSeq and is a predicted model, not a curated record. NCBI's taxonomy places the organism in Eukaryota, Viridiplantae, Streptophyta, Magnoliopsida, Fagales, Juglandaceae. Gene Ontology annotation, molecular function: glycerophospholipase activity; monoacylglycerol lipase activity. The coding region runs from base 624 to 1814 and encodes 396 amino acids. The transcript is spliced from 7 exons.